Messenger RNA from Penicillium maclennaniae, 630 nucleotides. RefSeq names its product S-adenosyl-L-methionine-dependent methyltransferase. NCBI's taxonomy places the organism in Eukaryota, Fungi, Ascomycota, Eurotiomycetes, Eurotiales, Aspergillaceae. The coding region runs from base 1 to 630 and encodes 209 amino acids. Gene Ontology annotation, molecular function: methyltransferase activity. The record is from RefSeq and is a predicted model, not a curated record. The transcript has 2 exons.
AUGCGCAUUCAGUACGCUCAACAAACUCAGAUCACUGGAUUAGAUCUUGAGAUAGCAGAUCAAUCAAGAUUACCUAAAGGCUGCAUCACACUGGAAGCCGAUUUGGAGCUGAAAUGGCCAGUCACUACCACUUUUGACUAUAUACACACGCGGUGGCUGGUUGGAUGCAUCUUUGACUGGCCCAAAUUCUUCCAGCAGUGCUACGAUCACCUCACGGAAGGCGGCUGGUUUGAAAUCCUUGAUAUAGGCUUCCCAGCGCGCUCGUCAGAUGAGACCUUGCGCCAGGACAGCCACCUUGUGGCAUGGAAUGCUCUGCUGAUCCAGGCAGCUUCGAUAUCGGGACGGGAACUCACCGUCGCUGAGAAAUUUGAGCAGAUGAUGCGACAAGUCGGCUUUAAAAAUGUCACUGUUGUUGAGAAGAAGCUGCCUCAGAAUGCAUGGCCUUCUGAUGAUCAGGAGAAGGCACUCGGUAAAAUUGCCCUCCCCGUGCAUAAAUUUGGACAUGAGCGACUGGGGCAUGAUUUCUUAGUGCCGCACUUGAACUUAUCUCCGGAGAAGGUGGAUACAAAGCUUCAAGAUGUGUGGAAGGAGAUGGAGGAUGAGAAUAUCCAUGCCUGGUGGCCUAUGUAA